UUAAUUAGGUGUUUUUAAAUAAUUGGUGGGAGAUGUAUCCAUCUUGAAUCUUGAGCCAUGACCGACUUCUUAACUACUAUAUAUACUUGUGUGUACGUAAAACACCAACUCACGUUGUUUUGAAAACACUUUAAUUUUUCUCUGUAGAGUUUGCUACGUGCGAUAGGUUUUUUGCUUUCGAAAAGAUUAUUGAUUAUAAUAAGCUUUUCAAAUUAAAAACAUGGAUGAAACUGGAAGUGCUGAUGAUGGGGAGGCAUCAUCAUCAUCAUACUCAACUCGAAGAACUGCUGGAUUGCCUUUCAUUGUUCCAGACUUGAAUAUGGAAUCAACAGAACAAGAACAACCCAAUAUGGAAUCAUCAACAGAGCAAGAACAACCCAAUAUGGGAUCAUCAACAGCGCAAGAACAACCCAAUAUGGAAUCAUCAACGGAGCAAGAACAACCCAAUAUGGGAUCAUCAACAGCGCAAGAACAACCCAUUAUGGAAUCAUCAACGGAGCAAGAACAACACAAUAUGGGAUCAUCAACAGCGCAAGAACAACCCAAUUUGGAAUCAUCAACAGCGCAAGAACAACCCAAUAUGGAAUCAACAGCACACGACCAACCUAAUAUGGAAUUAACAACACUGCAACUAUAUCCUUCUUCUUCUUCUUCUAGUGAGCCUGCAAGGAAAUUACCCCGGAAGAAUCCAGACCGGAAUAUGCAAUUAACAGUAAUAAAAGCUCCACCCCCGAAGGACGGUAGAAGAAGAACACCACAAGGUGAUUUGCAGUUUCAGUUACCUCUUGAUGCUGUAUCGGCUUUCAAUCAUCCAAAUUUGAGUAUGGAAUCACCGGGACCAUCUCGUCUUUUAUCACAUAACCAACCACCUAUGGUUCCCCAGCAAGUGUCUACUAUUUGUUUACUCACUGAAGCAAUUAUUGGAGUGGUAUUACGAUUCCUGAUGCAACCAAACCGGCUUAACGUACCACUACCACUUGUGAUGCCACCGCAAGUGUCUGCUAAUCCUCCCUCUGAUAUUACUAUUCCUGAUGCAAGAGGAGAAGACAUCUUGGCAAAGCUAAGUUCAUUUUCUCAGAAGAUGGAGCCAACAGGUGUUGCGCGGACUCUUUCUGAUCAUAUUCUCGAAGUCGGAGUAGGAGAAGACAUCAUAGGAAAGCUAAGAUCAUUUUCGUCACAGAUGGGGGUGGAGCCAAGUAAUGUGUUCGUUCCGUCAGCGGUUGGAUCUGUUUUUAAUCCCACUCUUAAGACGCCUACAGGCCAGGAAACCUUACAUGAGGGAGAAUUCGUGAUAGUGAAAUUUAAUAGUAAGGAUGACUCAAGUGAAAGUUUUUUGGUCAGUCUUUUUCGUAAUUUCAAUGGCCAUACUGAUGUAUUUGAUGGGGAAGUUAGUGGAAAGCUCAUUGCUGCAAAGCCAACCUACGUCCAAGUAAUGGUGAGGAGACGAGCUUAUUAGUACCACCGAGUCUCAUAGUAGAAGAAAAGGCAGGAGGAGGAGGAGGAGGAGAAGGAGAAGGAAGAGAAUCUUGCUCCCACGUGCGACCUCGAUCUUUUCUUGGCUUUAUUUUUUUUAUCAUUAAUAAAGAUUCUAAUUUCAUUGUGUGCCCAUGACGUACGUUUGUACUCGUAUUCCUUCGAUCUAGCUUAAAUCAUUAUUGGAAUUUUGAUCAUGAUACACAAGCUAGAAAUUCAUAUAUGUCAUACCAUACUCGUUUAACAUAAGAUGAUCUGUAUAUGUACUCGAAGCUAGACUUUUGUACAUUUGGGGAGGCUUCUUUGUCCUCACUAUGUUGUUCUUCUUUUCAUUCUUCAGUGUAUAACAGCUUGAUAUUCCACAAUAGAAAACAAAAUGGAACGAAUUUACCGAUCAAUAUUUCUGGCUGAGUCGCGGACAAAGUCGCUCUCUUUAAGACGUUUCGCGGCUCUGCCCCAAGUGUGCACGACAGUCUAUCAACCACGCCGUCCCCAGGA
Messenger RNA from Humulus lupulus (European hop), 1971 nucleotides. RefSeq lists its product as uncharacterized. The record is from RefSeq and is a predicted model, not a curated record. The transcript is spliced from 6 exons. Bases 221 to 1456 code for a protein of 411 amino acids. Gene Ontology annotation, molecular function: minor groove of adenine-thymine-rich DNA binding. NCBI's taxonomy places the organism in Eukaryota, Viridiplantae, Streptophyta, Magnoliopsida, Rosales, Cannabaceae.